GGGCCUCCCCCUGAGUCCACGACACAUUUGUUUCAAGGAAACCUCCAACUUUCUCGCUGAUAAAACCUGCCACUGGACACAAGAGGUCAGAUACAUUGACCUGGAGAUAGAGGGAAAGAACUAAACCUGAGGAAGAGAAAUAGGCCGUUGCUUCUCCUGAGAAGGGGCACAGGGCAUCAGGAAGUUAAGGUCGGCCAGGGGGGUGCAGGAUGUCAUCAGCCAAAGAGGUCCUUGAAACAUGCGGUAGGCUAAAUUAAAACAGAGAGAAGUGAGCCGUGCUAUCUGGUGGAAUCCAUGACAGGAUGUGCUGAGGGUAGAGGUAGGCUAUGGAGGUAGACCAGACACAGUUCAGGUAGCAUACUGGAUGAGUUUGCAAUAGAACAGAACAGCAGGAUGAAACUUGAGAAGAUCAGAAGAAGCCCUGAUUAGCCUUUGUGCAGAUCUACAAGUCUCACAUUGGAUUAAGAAGACCCAAGAGCAUCAGCUGCAGCAUCAGGGAUGGGAUUUCCCAUGAUCCUCUGCCUCUCUUCACUGACCUGCCUCUCCUUUGUGAUUGGUGGAGACUGCCAGACAAAUGCUUCCCGUGACAACGCCCUGACACCUCUCCAUGACAGCCGCGCUCGCUCCCCAAAUGGCCCCGCCCCCUUGCCUCGCCCUGCCUCUCACUCCAACGCUUCUGUCCGUGGGCUUGGAGGCUCAGGGGCGCCCCCUGGCUGUGUGCAGCCCACAGCGGCAAAGCUGGUGUUUAAGUACGUCAACACGCUGCUCUCCUGCGUCAUCUUCGUGGUGGGGAUUGUGGGUAACUCCACACUCCUGCGCAUCAUUGGUGAGAAUAAAAGCAUGCGCACAGGCCCAAAUGCUCUGAUUGCCAGCCUUGCACUGGGAGACCUCAUCUACAUCGUGUUUGCCAUUCCCAUCCACAUCUAUAAGCUCAUAGCGAUGCGCUGGCCGUUCUCUGACAGUGUGUUGGGGCUCCUCUUGUGUAAGCUUGUGCCUUUUGUGCAGAAGGCCUCUGUGGGAAUCACUGUACUCAACCUGUGUGCCCUAAGUGUGGACAGGUACCGUGCGGUAGCCUCCUGGACACGUGUGCGGGGCGUGGGAGUGCCGGUGCAGACGGUGCUGGAGAUCGUGUGUAUCUGGGGCGUGUCGGCCGUGCUGGCAGUGCCGGAGGCCAUGGGCUUCCGCAUGGUGGCCUUCUCCUACCGCAACACCUCCACACACACCUGCAUGCUGCAGCCCACCACCCCCUUCCUCAGGUUCUACAGGGAUGUAAAGGACUGGUGGUUGUUUGGGUUUUAUUUCUGUGUGCCGCUGCUGUGCACGGCUGUCUUCUACUCACUGAUGACCGGGCACAUGCUGCACCAGCGCAAGCAGCUCAAAUCAGCACUCAGCCAGCACCUCAAACAGAGGCGUGAAGUUGCGAAAGCAGUCUUUAGUCUGGUGGUGAUUUUUGCGCUGUGCUGGUUCCCUCUGCACCUCAGCCGCAUUCUCAAGAAGCUGAACUACAGCCCUCAGGACACACACCGCUGUGACCUGCUCAAUUUCCUCUUGGUGCUGGACUACCUGAGUGUGAACCUGGCCACUGUCAACUCCUGUAUCAAUCCCAUCAUCCUCUACUUUGUCAGCAAGAAAUUUAAAAACUGCUUCAGGUCCUGUCUGUGCUGCUGGUGUCCCUCUGGUAGGAGCCAUGCUCAUUCCAGCCCUAAGAAACACAAAGCCCUUCUCACAUAAAUGUGUCUGAAUAUCACAGUAUGUGUCUUUGUGUAUGUACAGUGUGUCCUUGUGUGUGAAAUGAUGGCCUAAUAGAAAGAAUGACUGCUAUUUGUAUGUGUUUAUAUAACAAUUAAAGUUUUAAAUCCUCAA
Alosa sapidissima (American shad) is the source of this 1863-nucleotide messenger RNA. RefSeq names its product endothelin receptor type Ab (gene ednrab). The record is from RefSeq and is a predicted model, not a curated record. Gene Ontology annotation, molecular function: endothelin receptor activity. The transcript has 9 exons. Gene Ontology annotation, biological process: vasoconstriction; regulation of blood pressure; G protein-coupled receptor signaling pathway. NCBI's taxonomy places the organism in Eukaryota, Metazoa, Chordata, Actinopteri, Clupeiformes, Clupeidae. Bases 499 to 1731 code for a protein of 410 amino acids. Gene Ontology annotation, cellular component: membrane.